GAGAUGGAGGAAAAACAGGGAGCAGGGGUGAGAAAGAAAAGGACAACUCUCCUCCUGUUGCUGCCUUCUCAUUUCUCUCUCAAAACAUCCCUUCUGUCACAACAUCUGACGCUGUCUCUGCUCCCUCUCUACCGCCCGCCGAUGCCAAAACACACGUACACAUAUCAGUUUAAUGAGUGCGUAUGAGAGGUCUUUGAUCAUUCUGGGACGCUAAUAACAGGAAUCUAAUUUGAUCUGCUGGUGCACGGUCUUCGUGUGCACUCCUUGUCCUGCACUUAAUGGGGAUCAAAGUCGGGCCAACAGCAACAUGGUUCAUAUCUAAACAAUCAGAAGGAAAUGACAUUAAUUCACCGCUGCAGCCCGGACAUCAAAACAACCCGCUCGCUCUCCGCUCGAGUACCCCAUCUUUAUUUUACCCCUGCUUUUCAUAAAACCAAGAAAAGGGGAGGGAUGUGUUAAAAGAGGAGGGGGGGGGAGACAGGAGGAGAAGGGGAGAUGGGAGUCAGCAGCGGGAGUUGGCUGAGUAAUAAGCAAGAGGGGAACCCAGCAUGGAUGCGGCUAGUUUGUGCAACAGCAGAUCAGGUUAUCCUGGAGCCUACAGAUGCUUCACGGGACGCUGAGGGCGAGGACGAGGUGUUGCCCCAGCUGGUGUGGGAUGCUAAAGGCCGCUUUCCUGGCCCGGACUUCCUGUGUCGCCUGGUGAAAUACCUGCAGGUCCUCGGGAUGUUCGCCUCCUCCUACAUGAUCGUAGCCAUGACGAUGGACCGGCACUACGCCAUCUGCUGCCCCCUGCAGGCGCACCGCAGCGGCGCCACCCAACGCUGGAACAGCUUCAUACUGCUGGCAUGGGGGCUGUCACUGCUGCUCAGCCUGCCACAGGUUUUCAUCUUCUCCCGUUCAGAAGUGGCUCCAGGUGUCUAUGAGUGUUGGGGCAACUUUGCUGAGUCGUGGGGCCUCAAAGCCUACGUGACCUGGAUGACCCUGGCUGUCUUCAUCCUCCCUGCCCUCGUCAUCACUGUCUGCCAGGUGCGAAUCUUCAUGGAGAUCCACAACAGUCUGCACGUGAAGUCAGAGCGCCGCCUGUCCCCCGCCUCCCUCUCUCCAUCCAGACGGGACAGCCAGAGAGCGGGGGGAGGAGGCGGCAGAGGGAGGUCCGGUCUCUCCCUGUACGUUUCACCACUCAUGUUCAAAAACCCUGGCAGCGACACCAGCUUUGACCCUGGAUCCAUCUCUCAGCACCUGCCCAUGGGUCCACUCGGGGCCAACAGCAUCAUGUCACAUUGUGAUCCUCACACAUACGCUGUUCACCCAGUUGAGUUGAAGCCUGAUGUGCUGCCUGGCCCUGUAGCGCCCUCUGCUGUCUGCUGCCGUUUGCCCAAAGCCCCCCCGGCGCGUGGUGGAGAUGUAUCAGCGGCCAUGUCAAAGACAGUGAGGAUGACGCUGGUCAUAGUGCUCGUCUACUCGCUCUGCUGGGCCCCGUUUUUCAGCGUCCAGCUGUGGGCCGCCUGGAACCCCGACCCAUCUCAGAACGGUGCAGUGUUCACCCUGCUGAUGCUGCUGGCCAGUCUGAACUCGUGCACCAACCCGUGGAUCUACUCGGCCUUCUCCAGCAGCGUCUCCCCGGAGCUCCGCCUGCUGCUGCUCUGUCGCACCGCCUCACAGCGCCGGGGCUCGUUACCGAACGACUCCACCACCACACACAACUCCAACUGUUGAACAAUACACACAGCCAACACAGUCAAGUGCAAAAUCCUGUAAUGAUGGGAC
Molecule: messenger RNA, 1767 nt
Organism: Sander lucioperca (pikeperch)
Lineage: Eukaryota; Metazoa; Chordata; Actinopteri; Perciformes; Percidae
Product: vasopressin V2 receptor-like
Exons: 6
Coding region: 496-1716 (406 amino acids)
Biological process (GO): regulation of systemic arterial blood pressure by vasopressin; G protein-coupled receptor signaling pathway; positive regulation of vasoconstriction
Cellular component (GO): membrane
Molecular function (GO): vasopressin receptor activity; peptide binding
Source: RefSeq, a predicted model, not a curated record